Messenger RNA from Sebastes umbrosus (honeycomb rockfish), 883 nucleotides. Its product is annotated as C-type lectin domain family 4 member M-like. The record is from RefSeq and is a predicted model, not a curated record. Lineage: Eukaryota; Metazoa; Chordata; Actinopteri; Perciformes; Sebastidae. Bases 383 to 883 code for a protein of 166 amino acids. The transcript has 5 exons.
GCAUUUAUAGAACCUGAAAUGUUUAGGUUGUUUUUUGAGCAUGGCAAAGGCCUCAAAAAGACAAUUAAUUUGCAUGAAAAACAAUAAUCUUUACAGUUUCAAUAGGGCCUUCACUGGCCCAACGUUGUCGCUGCUCGGGCCCUAAUAACUUUAGACUUACAGUGUUCAUGUGACUGCCAUUACACGGAUGUAGAGCUUACAAAAAAAUAGUGUUAGUGGUGGAUGACUUUGUACAAGGUGUUUUCAACACCUCAGAAACUUGCGACUUCCUCCUUCAUUUUAGAAAGAAAAAAAAAGAAAUUAUAACCAACCGGAGUUCCAGCAUUUACAUGUAGUCUGUGAGAACUGACCCUUUAGGACACAGUUGGCCACCUCAUGAGCGAUGGAGGAAAUCUACGCCAAUGUUGAAUAUGACAAGUCUGUUGACCGAGGACCUUCGACCAAUCCCACAGGUCCCAGGAGCUCAGAGAGGAGAUUUCAUGGAGCUGUUGUUCUCUGUCUGGGUAUGCUGAGUGUUUUCCUGCUGGCUGGACUCAUCGGCCUCGGUGUCCACUACAUGAUUGCAGAAGGUGAUUCAGCUGCAGAUCUCUCCACUAUCAAAGCCAACCUGACUGAGUGUCUCCAGGCCAGCGACUACAAGCUGUCCUCCGUGUCUGCAGAGAGAGACCGGCUGAACGCCAGCCUCACUGAAAUGACUAAAGAGUUGGACAGGCUUCAGAGUUUGUCCAAAGAGAAGAGCGCGUGUCCUGCAGGAUGGACGAUCAGAAUAGCCUGUUACUUCCUCUCUGGUGAGACUGGCUCCUGGGAUAAAGGCAGAGAGGACUGCAGAAACAGAGGAGCAGAUCUGCUGACGAUUAACAGCGCAAAAGAGCAGUCCGCUUAG